Molecule: messenger RNA, 349 nt
Organism: Symbiodinium sp. CCMP2592
Lineage: Eukaryota; Dinophyceae; Suessiales; Symbiodiniaceae
Source: the annotation of a GenBank genome assembly
GGCCACGGCCCAAGUGGGUCCAUGGUGUCCAGACGAGAUCGACGACCUAGUGCGUGAGGUGACUGUCUUCUUGCAGCACAGGGCUUCCGUGCUGCUGGUCUCCCAGGAGCAGCCACCCUGGGACUUGCCAGCCGCAGAUGGAGGGGAGAACAAACGCCAACGAAUCGAGGCCCUCAUUAAAGAGGGCACCGGCGGGCACACGUGGGAGGCCCACCCCACUGCCAUCGCCUCCGCGGCGUGCGUGGUUUGCGGGCUGUGCAUAAAGCAGCUCAUGCCCUUGUGGCGUUUCGACCGCAUAGCCGCCCACCCCUGUCGGCACACGGAGAGCCCCAUUCCAGCUGAGCUGGAA